AAAGUGUCUAGAACACCGCCGCCUUCGCCGCCAUUACCAAGCCAUCUUCACCUGUCACAAAGGACGGACUUUAAACUCCGAAUGAGAAUCAUGUCUCACAUUAAAGAAUGUGCAUAAGAAGAGAUGCAUGGCUAUUCUUAUUUUCCGUUCAUUUUUCCCACAAUUUUCCAAAAUCAGCGACCACAAGCAUUGUUCAGCCACACCACAUCAUCAUCCCAUCAAUUCGCACUCUAACAGUGAAAGAAACGUUAGGUUUACGUAGCCGAAAGGGAAUUUUUUAUUUUUUGUCACUUCUUACGCGUGUUUCUCCGAAACUUGCAUAUUUGCCUCGGCACCGCUUCUUUACACCUGUAAAUAGCCUAUCUGAUGCAGAAUGAUCGCAUGGGGUGUAGUCUGCAACCACACUCUCUAUUGAGAAUAAUCAUUCUAUAAACUUACCAGGCGAGAAUUGAUGAUGACGAUGAUUAUAAAAUAGUCUCAUUUCUGUUCGGAUCGAAAGAA
Meira miltonrushii is the source of this 501-nucleotide messenger RNA. RefSeq lists its product as uncharacterized. The transcript has a single exon. NCBI's taxonomy places the organism in Eukaryota, Fungi, Basidiomycota, Exobasidiomycetes, Exobasidiales, Brachybasidiaceae. The record is from RefSeq and is a predicted model, not a curated record. The coding region runs from base 108 to 377 and encodes 89 amino acids.